AUUACUUUGGGCGGCGACUGGAGACGCGAGGGCGAGACGCUCUCUCCUCUUUUCAUACGGCUCCUAGUUGGAGCCUUUUGACAAACGUGUGAUAGCUACAAUACUGUCCCCUAAUCAAUUACUCUGGGAUCUUCUACCGUCUCCGAUUUCCACCGUCUACUAGAAAGCUCCACUCCGACUUCGAAUGCAACUCCAUAAUAGCGACCGGCUCUGCACAGAUAAUACCUAUCUACGUUAAAACCAAGAUUUUUUGUUGGAUUGGAAUCUUUUAACAUGCUUCUAAUACGAUGUUGGGUGAUCAGAGUGUUAAAAGAUUCCACUCCAACGGUGUUUGUACCUUCCAUCUCGUCGUCCAGGAAUUUGGCUUAACCAGAGAGAACAAAGAAGAGUUUCAACGGUUCAAAUUGGUCGUAGUCAUCGCGUCCUCCACGUUUUCCCAGCUUAAAAUCUCUUUGAUUCGACGUUUUUUGACACUUUGAAUCCAUGUAAAGCUUGCUUUCCUGAAUAUAUUCGCCACCGAGAGGUAUGGAUUAAAAAAAACGAAAUUCUCUGGACUCAUGUUAUAAAUAUCCUAUAUUCUUAUUCUUAUCCACACUAUAUAAGAAGGGAAAUUAUUAUUAUUUACUACAUAAAUAUCUCCUACUUCUCAUUAAAGAUUUGGAGACAUAAAGUUUGUUAAAAGAUCGAACCACCCCUUUCUCUCUCUGCUUACACUUUGGUCGAGAAUGUCGACUAUUACACUUGAACCCUUCUUCCACCAGCGUUGCAGAGAAAGGUUGAUAUUUCGUCUGAAACCGAAGAAAGUAAAACCAUCUCGUUUGGGUUUCUCUCCCACCAAGCCGUUUUGCCACGGCAGGAACUUCUGCAACUUCAAACCUCUCAGGGUUCAUCCAGUUAGAGCUGGCAAUACUGAUACUGCUCUCAUGGACGCUUCUGAAGCGGCAGACGUCUUCUUUAAGAAGACCUUUCGGUUGAACCGAACCCAAACGCUGGAAGGUAGGAUCUCGGUGAAGUUGGAUCCAGGGAAAGAUAGAGAGAAUUGGAAACUUACAGUCGGAUGUAAUCUUCCUGGGACGUGGGUCUUGCAUUGGGGUGUCAACUAUAUCGAUGACGUUGGCAGUGAAUGGGAUCAACCUCCGCCUGAGAUGGUACCCCCUGGAUCUAUUUCCAUUAAGGAUUAUGCAAUAGAGACACCCUUGAAGAAAUCAUCAUCUGCUUCAGAAGGAGAAACAUUCCACGAAGUGAAGAUCAAUUUUAACCGUAACAGUUCUAUUGCAGCGAUAAAUUUUGUUUUGAAGGAUGAGGAAACUGGAGCUUGGUGUCAGCACAGAGGAAGAGAUUUCAAGGUGCCUCUCACUGAUUACCUUCAUGAAGAUUCCAAUCUUAUGGGUACAAUAAAGAGCUUUGGUAUAUGGCCAGGAGCUUUGGGCCAAAUAUCUAACAUUCUUCUCAAGUCAGAGAAACCUAAGGGUGAGGAAGAUACUGGUGAAACAAAUGAAACUAAGAAGCAGAAUAAGUGUCAGGAARGAUUCUAUGAGGAACAUUCUAUCUUCAAAGAAGUUCCUGUUCAGAACUCUUUGACUGUUUCUGUUAGAAAAUGCCCUGAGAAGGAUAAGAAUCUUGUUCAUUUAGAUACCGAUCUACCUGGGGAUGUUAUUGUUCACUGGGGUGUUUGCAGAGAUAAUGACAAAAAGUGGGAAAUUCCAGCAGCUCCACAUCCACCUGAAACUCAAAUUUUCAAGAGAAAGGCUUUGCGAACCUUGUUACAGCCAAAAGAAGAUGGGCAUGGAUGUCUGGGACUAUUCUCUUUGGAUAAGGAAUUUACAGGUUUCCUUUUUGUGCUGAAACUAAAUGAGAACACUUGGCUGAAUGAUAUGGGGAAUGACUUUUAUGCUCCACUUCCAAAAGCCAAUGACUCUCUUGUGCAAAACACUCGGGUUCAAACUGAAGUUAUUAAUGAAGGGUCUGAACCAAGUACAGCAGGCAUAUCUGAAAAAACAACAGAGGCUGAUAAGGUUGUUGUUCAGGGUGGUUAUACUGAUGGUAUUAUCACUGAAAUAAGAAAUCUGGUAAGUGAUAUCUCCGCUGAAAAGAGUCUCAAAACAAAAACCAAAGAAACACAGGAAAGCAUACUUCAAGAAAUUGAAAAGUUAGCUGCUGAAGCCUAUAGUAUCUUCAGAAGCUCUACUCCAACAUUUUCAGAGGAGGAAAUUUUAGAAGCUGAGAGAUUGAAGCCUUCUCUAAGGAUAUGCCCAGGAACAGGCUCAGGAUAUGAAAUACUAUGCCAAGGAUUUAACUGGGAAUCUCAUAAAUCUGGAAGAUGGUACAUGGAGCUCAGUGAAAAAGCCACCGAACUAUCUUCACUUGGUUUCACUAUAAUAUGGUUACCACCACCAACUGAAUCCGUUUCCCCACAUGGUUACAUGCCAAAGGAUUUAUACAACCUAAACUCCAGAUAUGGAAGUAUGGAGGAAUUAAAAUUAGUUGUGAAGAAUUUCCAUGAAGUUGGCAUCAAAGUUCUUGGUGAUGUUGUCUUAAACCACCGCUGUGCCCACUACCAAAAUAAAAAUGGAGUUUGGAAUAUUUUUGGUGGUAAGUUGAAUUGGGAUGACCGUGCUGUGGUUUCAGAUGAUCCGCAUUUCCAGGGCAGGGGAAACAAGAGUAAUGGGGAUAACUUCCAUGCUGCUCCAAACAUUGAUCAUUCACAAGAAUUUGUGAGGAACGAUCUGAAAGAGUGGCUUUGCUGGCUGAGAAAAGAAAUUGGGUAUGAUGGAUGGAGACUUGAUUUUGUACGAGGAUUCUGGGGUGGUUAUGUCAAAGACUACUUGGAAGCAAGUGAACCCUACUUUGCAGUAGGCGAAUACUGGGAUUCUCUUGGUUAUACAUAUGGUGAAAUGGAUUACAAUCAAGAUGGGCAUAGGCAGAGGAUUAUUGACUGGAUCAACGCUACUAAUGGAACUGCUGGGGCCUUUGAUGUCACUACAAAAGGAAUCCUUCAUUCUGCUCUGGAAAGGUGUGAGUACUGGAGAUUAUCAGAUCAAAAGGGAAAACCACCUGGGGUUAUUGGGUGGUGGCCAUCGCGUGCAAUUACCUUCAUAGAAAACCAUGAUACAGGUUCUACGCAGGGUCAUUGGAGAUUCCCAAGUGGAAAGGAGAUGCAAGGGUAUGCCUACAUCUUGACUCACCCAGGAACACCAGCAGUCUUCUAUGAUCACAUUUUCUCUCACUAUCAUUCUGAAAUUUCAACGCUCAUCUCCCUGAGACACCGCACCGAGAUCAACUGCAGGAGUAAAGUUCAAAUAACCAAGGCUGAACGAGAUGUGUAUGCGGCUAUCAUUGAUGACAAAGUAGCAAUGAAGAUUGGACCUGGUUAUUAUGAGCCUCCUGGUGGUUCCGGGAGGUGGGUUUUGGCCAUUGAGGGGAAAGAUUACAAGGUUUGGGAAGCAGCAUGAAAUUAAUGUCCGCAAAGUGAGCUGAAGCAACACCACGGAAUAUAAUGAUGAUAUGGGUGUCAAUUGCGCAAUAUCCCACAACCGAUACUGAAGUUUUGCUGAUGUGAGGGGGGGAAUUAAAAUAAGAGCUGAUUUAUUGAGCCAAUUUUUCAUUUAAAGGAGCAGUUUGGUUCCUAAAAAUAAUUGUAGUGUAAAUUGCACGGAUUCAGGACUGGGAAAGAGAAAUUUUUUGGGGUCUUACAUUGAUGCCAUUAUUUUCACACUGUAAAAAUUGUGGAAAAUUCUCUAAAACUAAAGAUUACUUCAAUGUAUUGUGGACAUUUUUUCGUCCCUGUAAAUGAAUGGUUGUCAACAUGAUAA
Molecule: messenger RNA, 3812 nt
Organism: Nelumbo nucifera (sacred lotus)
Lineage: Eukaryota; Viridiplantae; Streptophyta; Magnoliopsida; Proteales; Nelumbonaceae
Product: alpha-amylase 3, chloroplastic-like
Biological process (GO): carbohydrate metabolic process
Molecular function (GO): calcium ion binding; alpha-amylase activity
Source: RefSeq, a predicted model, not a curated record